Messenger RNA from Momordica charantia (bitter melon), 1096 nucleotides. RefSeq names its product two-component response regulator ARR5. NCBI's taxonomy places the organism in Eukaryota, Viridiplantae, Streptophyta, Magnoliopsida, Cucurbitales, Cucurbitaceae. The record is from RefSeq and is a predicted model, not a curated record. Gene Ontology annotation, biological process: cytokinin-activated signaling pathway; phosphorelay signal transduction system.
CCUUAACCUACUCCACACAAUACAACUACAACACAACACGACCUCUCUCUCUCUCUCUAUCUCUCUCUGUCUUUCUCUCUCCAUGGCCAGAACCCCUGUCUUCUCCCGCCGGCGGAGGCCGGACCAGAUCGACGCCUUAGAUCGCAUCCCCACCUCUGAUUCCGAGGUCCAUGUUCUCGCCGUCGACGACAGCCUCGUCGACCGUAAAGUAAUUGAGCGUCUUCUCCGCCUUACCGCCUGCCGAGUUACUGCGGUGGAUAGUGGAAUUAGAGCUCUGCAAUACCUUGGAUUGCAAGACGAGACCAAUUCCCCUGUUGGUUAUGAUGGGUUGAAGGUGGAUAUGAUCAUCACCGAUUACUGCAUGCCCGGAAUGACUGGUUACGAAUUGCUCAAGAAAAUUAAGGAAUGUUCUGCUCUGAGGGAGAUACCGGUGGUGAUUAUGUCGUCGGAGAACGUGGUGGCGCGUAUAGACAGAUGUUUGGAGGAAGGGGCGGAGGAUUUCAUAGUGAAGCCGGUGAAGUUAUCAGAUGUGAAGCGGCUCAGGGAAUAUAUGGUGGGGGACGAAAAGACUGCGACUCAGAGGAGUGGGAUCAACAAGAGGAAGCUACGAGAGCCGUGCGAUCACGCCUCAUCGUCACCGUCUAUUUCAUCAUCCGAUUCCGCUCCAUCUCCAUCGCCGUCAGAUUCGCUUCAAUCCACCCCAUCUUCGUCAGAACCAUCUUCUCCGACGUCUACUCUUCAAUCCGACGGCUCUAAAUGACUCUCAAUGAAUCAGGAAUACCCUGCGAGAAUAGCAACAUAUCCCCCCUCCUCCUCCUGUUAUUAUUUCUUUUUUGAAAAAAUUAAACAUCUUCCUUUUUAUUUAUUUAUUUAUUUUCCUCUUUCCCCUGUCCUGUUAGUUUUAACGGUCGUUUGUUGGAAACCCCAGUUUUGUCCGCUUAUGUUAUUUAGGGCUAGGGAAUCGCCGUUAAUUACUAAAACGCAACGCAUAGGGGUUGUCCGAUCCUCCGGGGCCAAGGCGUGAUGUACAAUUCAUAGAGUUCAAUCAUAUAAAUAUUGAAAAAUAAAAAAAUAAUCUCCCGGAUAUUUUGUUAAA